Molecule: messenger RNA, 2443 nt
Organism: Solanum pennellii
Lineage: Eukaryota; Viridiplantae; Streptophyta; Magnoliopsida; Solanales; Solanaceae
Product: serine/threonine protein phosphatase 2A 57 kDa regulatory subunit B' beta isoform
Exons: 2
Coding region: 438-1919 (493 amino acids)
Biological process (GO): signal transduction
Cellular component (GO): protein phosphatase type 2A complex
Molecular function (GO): protein phosphatase regulator activity
Source: RefSeq, a predicted model, not a curated record
UUUAAAUUAUCCCCACUUUGGUCACUUUCUCUCUCUUCCCUCCUCUCUCUCACUACUGCUAUUUUCUAUUUUGCCAUAUCUCUUGAUUCUCUCUAUUUACAUAUCUCUCCCUCCAUUUUCUCCGAUUGAUCGCCGGGAAAUCGAUUUCCGAUCACCGUCCUCCCUGCCGGGAAAUCAUGGAUCAUCCCUCUUAUAUACAUGUUCAGUUUCUGUUCUCUCUACGAUUCGUUGAAUAGAUCCGCAUUUGAAAAUUGACACAUUGCGAGAAUCAAGUGUUCGUAAUUAUUGUUGAUCUCAAUUUUAAUUUUUGUACAUAAGGAGGAGGAUAUGUUUUGGUUUUUAAUGUUUGAUAAAUGCUAAUAAGCGUAAGAAUUUAGGGUUAGGUUUUUGUUUUUUUUUUUGAUUUUGUAUUGAUUGGAGGAGAGAAAAAGAGAAGAAUGUUGAAUAAAAUUAUUAAGCGAGGGCAGAAAAAGGUGCCGAAAUCGGAUCCUUCGGAUUUCGUGGUUGCUGCUUCAGGUAAUCGGAGUUCCGGGUCGGUUUCAACAUCCAAUGUGGUAGUGAAUCAUGCUUCUAGAGGUGCUGGUGCUGGUGUUGGAGUGAUGAAUAAUUCGACGCAGCAGCAGACAGUGAUGUCAGCAGCAGUUCCGGCGCCGGGAACAAUGGAGGCACUUCCACUGUUGAAGGACGUGCCAAUGGCUGAACGGCAGAGUUUGUUCUUAAGGAAACUUCAGGUUUGUUGCUACCAAUUUGAUUUCAAUGAUACUAUGAAAAUGGUUAGGGAAAAAGAGAUCAAACGACAAACACUAGCCGAACUUGUGGAUUGCGUUCAAUCUAGUUCUUUGAAAAUCAGUGAAAUUAAUCAGGAAGAAAUGUUGAAAAUGAUAUCUGUUAAUAUAUUCCGGUGCUUGCCUCCGGCGUCUCAUGAGAAUACUGGGUCGGAAAAUGUGGAACCUGAAGAGGAAGAACAGUAUCUCGAGGCGUCUUGGCCGCAUUUACAGUUGGUAUAUGAGUUGUUAUUGAGAUAUAUAGUUUCAGCAGAUACUGAUACAAAGGUGGCCAAAAGGUUUAUUGAUCAUUCAUUUGUGUUGAAGUUAUUGGAUUCAUUUGAGUCCGAGGACCCAAGGGAGAGAGAGUAUUUGAAAACGAUUCUUCACCGGAUAUAUGGGAAAUUUAUGGUGCAUAGGCCAUUUAUCAGGAAGGCAAUUAAUAAUAUCUUUUAUAGGUUUAUAUAUGAGACUGAGAGGCACAGUGGAAUAGGUGAACUUUUGGAGAUCUUAGGGAGUAUUAUAAAUGGUUUCGCGUUGCCAAUGAAAGAGGAACAUAAGCUUUUCCUUGUUCGAGCUCUCAUACCGCUCCACAAGCCAAAACCAAUUGCAAUGUAUCAUCAGCAAUUGUCGUAUUGUAUUGUCCAGUUUGUGGAGAAGGAUUACAAGUUGUGUGAUACAGUUAUAAGGGGUUUGUUGAAAUACUGGCCUGUCACUAAUUGCCAAAAGGAAGUUCUCUUUCUUGGGGAACUUGAAGAAGUUCUGGAAGCCACACAAGCUGCUGAAUUUCAGCGCUGCAUGGUUCCUCUUUUUCGUCAGGUUGCUCGUUGCCUUAACAGCCCGCAUUUUCAGGUUGCAGAACGAGCCUUAUUUUUAUGGAAUAAUGAGCACGUUGUGAGUCUGAUUGCCCAGAAUCGGAAUGUUAUUUUACCAAUAAUUUUUGAGGCUCUGGAAAAAAAUAUAAGGAGUCAUUGGAAUCAGGCUGUCCAUGGGCUGACUGUAAAUGUCCGCAAAAUGUUCCUUGAAAUGGAUGCUGAUUUGUUUGAAGAUUGUCAGAAACAAUAUACCGAGAAAGCAGCUCGGGCGUCUGGCCUGGAAAAGCAGCGAGAGUUAAGAUGGCAGAGAUUAGCAGCUGCUGCUGGACAAGGAGGGUAAAGUACACGAUCGUUAUUCCUGAUAUGUCAAAUGCAGGAUUAGACACACCAAAUCAACCAUGUUCUUCUGUUAUAGUGGUAUUCAAUUUUCUCCUUUUUUUGUUCUUCUGUUUUCAAUAUGCCGGAUCGUUGAAGAGGAUGACAGGCAUUGCAGCAGGGUGUAAUUCAAGUAUGUAUUUCGAUAAUCACUAGUCGUGUGCUGCAGCUCAAGAAUGGUUUGUGGAAGUAUGAUGUUGUAAUUUGUUCUAUAUUUUUCGUCAGGAGAAACUUGUUUUCCUGCAAUGAACUCGAUGGAGCAAGAAAUUAUGUUAUUUAUACAGUUAAUUUACACUAAAUCAGGAGUGGGAGAGCAAAAGCCGAAGAAUAGAGGACUUCUCCAGGCUUUUUAUUCUGGGCAUUUUUCUUUUGUUCCUUCUCUUGAAAGAAGUAUUUUGGUUUUUGUUUCUCUUUUAUGUUUGUAUAGCUUGUAUGGUUUUUGGCAGUUCUUGAAAGUGUUAUAUAAGAGAACCUCCUUUAUGAUCUUCA